AUGAUAACGAAGGCAGUAGAAGCUAGUGGAACAGUUACUAUUACAACUGUAAACCAGCAACUAUUUCGAACAAAGAUGGAUUUUAAUGAAUGUUUCAUUCAUCCAAAGUCAUUCUCUUUAGACCCUAACAUUUAUACAGAACUUGUAGAACAUUAUACAAACGAGGCUUUAUGUUUUCCUGUUAAAGUUAUGGAUUGGAUUCCUAUGGACGGUUCAUUCUCAAAGAAUACAGAUAGUUCAAGUGCAACAUUUACAGCAGCUUAUACGCCUAUUAAUGUUAAAAGUAUUUGGGCACUAUUUAGAAAGAAAGACAACUAUUAUGUUAAUUUUGAGAACCCUAAGUUUAAAUAUCUUCAGCUUUCCAUGGGAGCUUAUGGAAAUAUGCCUGCAGAACCUGAAAAAUCAUAUGGACCUGUAUUUUAUGAAAUGGUUGCGAACGCUUGCAAUACAAACAAUGAUAUGAUAGGAUUUAAUGAAGAUGUUAUGAGGUCAUUGGUGGAUGAUGGUAGUGUGGAACAUAAAUGGGAUAGCUAUGACAACACACAUUUCUUAUGUGGUUUUCCAACAGAAGUGGACUUUUGCUUCCAGCAAGGUCAAACAUCUACUGCUCCAAUAACAUACAAAUUGUCUGUUAAAGGACCUAUUGAACUAGCAACUGAAAAUGUACCAAAGCCACUUAUUGGAUUUAUGAGGGAUUGUUGCUUUGCAAUACAAGUAAGACAGUCAGGCAUACCAAUAAUAAGACUUGACGACUAUAACUUAGCAACUGACGACAGUGAGGAAUAA
Trichomonas vaginalis G3 is the source of this 786-nucleotide messenger RNA. RefSeq lists its product as uncharacterized. NCBI's taxonomy places the organism in Eukaryota, Parabasalia, Trichomonadida, Trichomonadidae. Bases 1 to 786 code for a protein of 261 amino acids. The record is from RefSeq and is a predicted model, not a curated record. The transcript has a single exon.